GACUGACUGACUUGAUCUUAUCAUUGGAUCGAAUUUAAGAGGAAGGGCGUGGUCUCCGGUACAGCAUCAAGCCUUCUGAUAUGGCCACCAAGAUGCAAAAUGUCCGCCAUCGCGGUAGUCGACCGAGCACCUCACGGGUCGACGCGAACGGCGCUGGUCCCUCGAGACUCUCAACAGCUCGUCCAGGCCAGAAACGAGCAGCGGAUGUUUCUGCAGAGCUUUCAGACGACGAACUGCAACUCAAUGGGCAUGUGUUGGACUCUGACGACGGCGAAGAUGACGAUGAAGAGGAGCUCGAUGAAGCAAGUGAUGACGAGGACCCAUUUCCUGAGCUGGACAGCGCUUCAGAAGACGGUGACGACGACGACGACGGUUCAGAUGAAGCGGAGGAUGAAGUGGACGGCUCAGAUGAAUCGGAUCUUGAGGCCUUCGACGACGAAGAGAGCGGAGAUGAAUCAGGAUACAAUUCGUCAGAUAUCGAAGCCAUGUACUCCUCUUCGACGUCAGUCUCCUCCCGCGCCUCUUCAAGCAAGAAACGCAUCAUCAGCAGUCAGCAGAAGGUCGAUGAUGAGAAGUUGGCUGCUAGGACCGACUUGACAACGGACGAGAAGCUCGAACGAAUGAUUGAAGCGGGUACCAGGAAACCUGAUGAGUCUAUCGGUACAGAUGCCAAGAUCUCCUGGGCGAAAGAGGGAAAGGGAGUUCUGAAGCCCAGCAAGCUUGUACCUGGAGGAUACAGGCGAGAAUACGAUGAUAUCGAGGCAGGUUACGGAAGCGAAAGUAGUACCGAGGAUAAUCCUAACACCGUCGGUAACAUACCUAUGGAGUGGUAUGACGACCUCCCACACAUUGGUUACGACGUAUCAGGUCGGAAAAUCUUCCGACCAGCACGAGGAGAUGAACUCGAUAAAUUCCUCUCCAAUGCGGAAGAUCCAGCGGCAUGGACAAGCGUCGAAGAUAAAUCAUUGCAGCGAAAUGUUCAGCUCACAGACAAGGAGCUGGAUAUCAUCCGACGCCUGGAGCGGGCCGAGAACCCAGAUGCGGAUUUCAACCCGUAUCAAGAUACCAUUGAGUGGUUCACUGGUAAAGGUCAAGAGAUGAAAAUGCCGUUGAGCGGUGCACCCGAACCCAAGCGACGAUUCGUCCCAUCCAAAUGGGAGCACCAAAAGGUCAUGAAAAUUGUCAAGGCCAUUCGUGAAGGUCGAAUUGUUCCCAACAAGCCCUCCGCGACCAAACCCUCCGUUUACGCCAUCUGGUCCGAUUCUGACAUUCACACUCCUCAUGCCAUGUACAUGCCUGCACCUCAACUUCCCCCUCCCAAGACUGCGGAAUCUUACAAUCCACCCGAGGAAUACCUCCCGACGGAACAGGAGAAAGCCGAGUUUGAGGCCACAGACAAGGAAGACCGGAAACAAGACUUUCUACCUCAAAAGUACGACUCACUCCGACACGUACCGGCGUACAAGGAUCUCGUUCAAGAACGAUUUGAGCGAGCUUUGGAUCUCUACCUCGCACCUCGUACUCGACGGGUCAAGCUCAAUAUCGACCCAGAGAGCUUGAUUCCAAAACUCCCAUCUCCUCGUGAACUCCGGCCGUUUCCUACAACCUCCUGUGUUCAGUAUCGACAUCCUGGUGAUACACGUGUCAGAGGUAUCUCUGUCAAUCCAGGUGGAGAAUGGGUCGCAUCGGGAAGUGAAGAUGGCAUUGUCAGAGUCUGGGAUCUGGGCAAUGGCAGAGAAGUGUGGAAGUGGAACCUCAAAGCAGGAGCGAUUCAACACGUCGAAUGGUCUCCAAACAAGGAGCAACUCUUGCUUGCUGCGUUGGUUCAGGGCAAGAUCUUGGUAGUCUCCCCGCUGGCGCUGGCCUCUCCUACUGUCUGUACCUCGACCCUGGAUCACGUCAAUUCGGCCUUUGCGAGUAGCUCUGCGACGACAAAGUCAGGUGGCUUGGAGGCCAUCAAAUGGGUUAGGCCAUCGGAAGAUGAGCGAGAGCGCGGGGUCUUGGUCAUCAUCGAGGUACCAGGGACACCCAAGCACAUUGCUUGGCACAGACGAGGAGACUACCUCGCAACGGUCGCGACAGAGGCCGCAGAUAAAUCCGUCCUGAUCCAUCAAUUGUCCAAGCACGCCACCCAAUCGCCCUUCCGUAAAACCUCUGGAGCCGUUCAACGUGUUGCAUUUCACCCCUCGAAACCUCAUUUCUUCGCUGCGACGCAACGUCAUGUGAAAUUGUACGAUUUGGCUGCUCAAAAGCUUCUCAAAACGCUUCAGACGGGUCUCAAUUGGAUCAGCAGUAUCGACAUUCAUCCAGGUGGAGAUAAUGUGAUUGUCGGAAGUUAUGACAAGAAGCUUGGUUGGUUCGAUUUGGAUCUAUCCAACAAACCCUUCAAGACAUUAAGAUACCAUUCUCGAGCUCUACGAUCCGUCGCCUUUCACCCUACACUACCACUGUUCGCUUCUUCCUCCGAUGAUGGGACCAUCCAUGUAUUUCACGCGACGAUCUACACCGAUCUGAUGCAGAAUCCGCUCAUUGUACCGCUCAAGAUUCUCCGAGGUCACAAGAUUGUCGAAGGGCUAGGCGUACUAGACGUCCGGUGGCACCCUGAGAAACCGUGGUUGGUCAGUUCCGGAGCCGAUGGCGAGGUCCGAUUGUGGUGUUCAUAG
Messenger RNA from Kockovaella imperatae, 2663 nucleotides. RefSeq names its product NUC169 domain-domain-containing protein. Bases 81 to 2663 code for a protein of 860 amino acids. Gene Ontology annotation, biological process: maturation of LSU-rRNA from tricistronic rRNA transcript (SSU-rRNA, 5.8S rRNA, LSU-rRNA); ribosome biogenesis. The record is from RefSeq and is a predicted model, not a curated record. Gene Ontology annotation, molecular function: ribonucleoprotein complex binding; protein binding. The transcript has 5 exons. Gene Ontology annotation, cellular component: preribosome, large subunit precursor; PeBoW complex. Lineage: Eukaryota; Fungi; Basidiomycota; Tremellomycetes; Tremellales; Cuniculitremaceae.